Verruconis gallopava is the source of this 986-nucleotide messenger RNA. RefSeq lists its product as uncharacterized. Gene Ontology annotation, biological process: carbohydrate metabolic process. Bases 1 to 981 code for a protein of 326 amino acids. The record is from RefSeq and is a predicted model, not a curated record. Lineage: Eukaryota; Fungi; Ascomycota; Dothideomycetes; Venturiales; Sympoventuriaceae. The transcript has 5 exons. Gene Ontology annotation, molecular function: hydrolase activity, acting on carbon-nitrogen (but not peptide) bonds.
AUGGCCAGACCAUAUAUUCCACGACCGGAAUACGAUGUUGAUCGUGAUUUCAUCGGAUAUGGCGAGCACCCUAUAAACCCGCGUUGGCCAAACAAUGCGAAAAUCGCAGUGUCUUUUGUUGUCAAUUAUGAAGAAGGUGGGGAGCGCUCAAUUAUGCACGGUGAUGGGCAGUCGGAGCCAAACUUGAAGGAGAAUCCAACAGCGCCAGCAAAAAUCAAUUCGCGACACCUUCCUGGUGAAUCCGAGUUCGAGUAUGGAAGCCGAGUGGGAUUCUGGCGUAUUUUUCGCUUGUUCAACAAGCAUGGGAUGAAAUUCACGCUGUAUGCAGUUUCGCAGGCUGUGGAGGCGAAUGUUGCGGUGGUUAAAAGAUGCGUUGAAGAGGGACAUGACAUUGCAAGCCAUGCAUAUCGCUGGCUUGAUUAUCAUGAUUUUCCAGUGGAAAAAGAACGGGAGUACAUCAAAACAGCAAUCCUGUCUCUCAAGAGAUUGAGUGGAUAUGCGCCCAAAGGUUGGUACUAUGGACGCCCCAGCCCUCAAAGCAAGACUUUGGUUCGCGAAGUGUACGACGAGCUUGGCGAAGAGCUUCUUUGGUAUUCAGAUAGCUAUGCAGACGAUCUUCCGUACUGGACAGAUGUCCCCACUAAACAUGGUGUCAAGGGCCAGUUAAUAGUUCCUUACAGUUAUGACUGCAACGACUUCAAAUUCUUCACACCAGGUUCCAACUUCAGCGAUCCAUCAAGUUUUUUGGACCACGUUAAGCGUGCCUUCAACGUACUCUACGAGGAAGGCGUGGAGGGAAGCCCGAAGAUGAUGACGAUUGGUCUGCAUUGCAGGAUCAUUGGCCGACCAGCAAGGUUCGAUGCCUUGCGGGAGUUCGUGGAGUAUAUUACUGCCAAAGAUGGAGUGUGGGUUGCAACGAGGACAGAAAUCGCUGAAGCAUUCACGAAGAAUUAUCCGUACAAAGCGGGCCAACUGGCGUGAUUUAU